AUGGACGAUGCAGCACAGCACAAUUUCCUCGACUUGGCGAAGACCCGGCAGUGGCUGGAGGUGCAGCGGAUCCUGCUGGGCAAGCCGCAUUUAGUCAAUGCCCAACCGUGUGGCCGCUUCUCGGCAUUGCACCAGGCAUCUCAGGCAAAUAAUGCAGGUGCAGUGAGCUUCCUUCUUGAGGCACGAGCUGACGUGCUCGCCAAGACCUCCGCCGGCCAAAUCGCUGCCGACUUGGCCACGGACAAGGAGGUCAAGGCGCUGCUUCAUGGCCGCCAUGCUCAGCUCUCAGCCAGGCAGGACUUGGAGCACCAGUUCCUAAAUCUGGCGAAGGCCCGAAAAUGGAAGGAGCUCGCCGGGUUCCUUGCGGAGGUCCCAGACCUUGCGCGGGCGCAGCCCGGUGGCCGUUGGUCAGCACUGCACCAGGCAGCCUCAGCAGGUCACCUGGAGACCAUCCGACUUUUGCUGUCCUGCCGCGCUGAUACCACGGCCCGCAAUUUUGACGGGAAAACACCCGUCGAAGUUGCGACGGCCGCGGCCAGGCCUCUCCUGGAGUUGAUCGACAUUGACAGCUCACCUGAGCGUGAGGGCGAGCCGUCGAAACGUGCCAAGACCGAUUCAGGGCCUUCUCCGAACUUCAGCCGCCUGGAGGGACCCUUCGAGCUGGCAGCUCCGCGGAGCGAGGCUCGAAAAGGCAUCUACCACUUUCAGCCUUCCACCGGCUCCUUGCAAGUGGGUGGCGAGGAGAUCGCACGGUUCCGCGCCGAACCAGUCUCCAACCUGUCCUUCCCCAGCUUCAUCGCUGAAAGGCCGACCACCUCUCAUUUCGCAUCGUGUGUCAGCGUUGUAAGUGGCGAAAUCAUCGAGGAAAUCCAGAAGGCCUCCAAUGCCGGUGCUCUCUUCGUGCUUCCCUCCCAGCUGAAUGGUGCGGAGUACCCUAUGCACAACUACAUAGUUGAUCAGAUCUCCAAGUACAAGUUCGACAAAACAGGCGGCCCUCGGGGCCAGCUGGCCGUCCACCCAGCAGUUGGCCAGUUCAUUCUAGACAACGCAGCCUGCGACAAGAGGCCACUGGGCCUGGAUGCUACCGAUGUCGCCUUGGCUGCUGCCAAAGCCUCCCCAUCCUGGCCGUCAGGGUACAACUUGCACGUGAAGAACGGCUACAUGGCCGUGCCUCACUGCCCGGCUUCCAGCCAGGGAGCGGUGCUCACGAGCCUGCGGUCCUCCCUGCACAGAGUGCGCUGCCUCUCCGCUUGGGGAGUGCCGGCUGUAGGUCUGAGGCCGGAUUUUCAAGAUUUCUCCACGGCUUCACACAAGGUUCACAUGGUCUAUGCCUCUGCCAUUCCAGUCAAGGCAUACUUGAACGCCGGGAAUCUGGACGUGGGCUUUCAGGAGGAGAUAAGUCGCUUCGUCAUCAUCAGCCAGUACUUCGGUGCUCUCCGCAUGGCUGCGGCAGCAGCCAAGCCACCAGCUAAACAGCGCGUGGUGCUGAUGCCUUUGGGAGGCGGCGUGUUCAACAAUCGCAGCGAGGUGAUUGCUGGAGCCUUGGUCACUGCCCUGGAGGUCCUUGCUGACCAAGGCGUGGAUGUCCACUCCAGGCUGGACGUCCGCCUCUUGGCUUUCCGUGGAAGCACUGGAGAGCAGGAGCGCAUGGCCAAGCUCUUCAGCAACCUCUCUGCACCAGCCGAGCCGGUCGCGGUGUCGGCCGCAGCACCUACAGAUCCUGCAGCAGCCGCAGCAGCCAUGCCCACAGCUGUCGCCUCGGCCUCGGUCGCCUUUGCGACGGCCACAGCCGCAGCUCCUCCCGCAGCGCCCAGAAGCGAAGAGGCUCCCAGACGCGCAGAGGCGGAGGCAGAGGCACCGGCGGAGGCACCGGCGGAGGCACGGGCGGAGGCACGGGCGGAGGCAGGGAAGGCUUCCGCUUCGAAAGCCGAAGCGCCCGCGAAGCCGAAGAAAUCGGUCUUGGACAUGCUCAUGGGAUCUGACAGCCAGUGA
Symbiodinium sp. CCMP2456 is the source of this 1992-nucleotide messenger RNA. NCBI's taxonomy places the organism in Eukaryota, Dinophyceae, Suessiales, Symbiodiniaceae. The record is from the annotation of a GenBank genome assembly.